GACAUGACAAGAAUGAAGUUCUAAAUAAAUAACCUCAAUCCUAUUUUUAUUUGUUCUAAGUAUUUUAUACCACUAAAAUGAGAUUUAACACUACAUUAUUCUCGGCUGCAAACCAGGCAAAUAGCAGGAGACCACAAAAGGAUCCUGUUCCCUUUCAAAUGCUUUUGCCCCUAGAACUAGGGAAGACUGUUUCUGGUAAAGGAGACAAGUUAAAAGAAGCCGUAUGUAUGCAAGAAAUGGCUGUUAUGUUCGCAUGUUUUAAGAAAACUGAGUUCAAUCAGCAGGAGUGUUUGAAUGAAGUCGCUUCUUUUCAAACUUGCUUUAACAACUACAAUGACAAAAUGAAACUAUCACGCGAGCAAGGAAGGAAAGGAAUUCUUGUUCCUGGAGAGAAGACCUUAACUCAUAGACAAUUAAACAAACUCUUAAGAAGGUUUCCCCCUAAGAAAUAGUUUAAUAGUUUGAAAUCUGGUAAAUUAAUAGCUCUGUAUAGUUCUUCCAGGUUAUGGAAAUAAAUAUUUAUCAACUU
Molecule: messenger RNA, 529 nt
Organism: Diatraea saccharalis (sugarcane borer)
Lineage: Eukaryota; Metazoa; Arthropoda; Insecta; Lepidoptera; Crambidae
Source: the annotation of a GenBank genome assembly